GCCUCGUGGUGUGGGCGGUGCUGGUUGGCGCCCCUGGUGCCAGUGGCUGCUCAGUCCCGGUUGGUGCUGGCGGCUGGGGAGAUCAUGGCGCCCUCUCACGUCCUGCGCUGCUGCCAGCGGGUUGUGGGCUGGAUCCCGGUGCUGUUCAUCUCGCUGGUCGUGUGUUGGUCUUACUACGCGUACGUGCUGGAGCUGUGUGUCUGGACAAUAAAAUCAGAUACCGAAAAAGCUAUCUACAUGGUGGUUUUCCACAUGUUUUUUAUUAUGUUCGUGUGGUCCUAUUGGAAGACAAUAUUUUCAAGUCCUGCUAAUCCGUCCAGAGAGUUUUGCCUAUCUCAGUCUGACAAGGAGAAGUAUGAACGAGAAGAGAGGCAAGAGUUCCAGCAGGAGAUUCUUAAAAAGGCAGCUAAAGACUUGCCAGUCUACACAAUGACUGCGACCAAAGCCAUCAGAUACUGUGACAGAUGCCAACUGAUAAAACCCGACAGAUGCCAUCAUUGUUCGGCGUGUGAUGUGUGUGUCCUGAAAAUGGAUCAUCACUGCCCUUGGGUUAAUAAUUGCGUGGGAUUCUCCAACUACAAAUUCUUCCUGCUCUUCUUGUUGUAUUCUUUGUUGUACUGCCUGUUCGUUGCGGGUUCUGUGCUUCAGUAUUUCAUCAAGUUUUGGACAAAUGAACUUCCAGACACACGUGCGAAAUUCCAUGUUUUAUUCCUGUUUUUUGUGGCAGCAAUGUUCUUCAUCAGUAUCCUGUCAUUAUUCAGCUACCAUUGCUGGCUGGUGGGAAAAAACAGAUCAACCAUAGAGGCAUUCCGUGCGCCUACAUUUCGAAGCGGUCCAGAAAAGAAUGGCUUUUCACUCGGGUUUAGUAAGAACCUGAGCGAAGUGUUUGGUGAUCAGAAGAAGUAUUGGCUCUUACCAGUUUUCACAAGCUUGGGUGACGGCUGCUCUUUCCCAACACGUCUUGUUUCAGGAGAUCCAGAACUGGCUGCUGCCACAAGCCAAAAUGAUACUGCCAAACACACUAGCUCCACUCAGCCCUUCCCUCCAAGACCUCUCAGUGAGUCCCAAAAUCGACUGCUGGGGAGUGACAGCCAUUGGGCCGAUGGCAGUGUGGGAGAUGACGCAUCACAAAAAGAUGCGAGGAGUCACGUCUCAGUAUUAGUGGAAAGCUGAUGGGAACAAAAUAUCCUCUGAACAGGGAAAGUGACAGGGAUCGCAGCACAGGUUGUGCUUGACCAUCAUAUCCAGACAUUGGAGCUGCUCAGCAUGAAGUGCCAUAAUUCUAUCACAAAUGGCAUCUAAAGGCACAAACAGCAUUGUCUGGAAGCAUGGCCGAAAGAAAGGAAAAACCCUUUGCCUUACCAUUCAUCUAGUGCAUUAAUGCAACGUGAUCUCAUCCCUUACACAAUGACUUUGUUACAUAGAAAACUUUUAUUUUAUUUUUAAAUGUUUUUUUUUUUUUUUUUUUUUUUUAAUCAUAUUCAGUUUUAGCUUUAGCCUACAACAUAAUGGAGGGAUUUUAUCUAUCGUUUCUUUUCUGGAUCAUACCUUCAUAUUAAACACAAACUAGUGAUUGCCAAAAAAAAUUAACUUCCGGGCUAGUGCUGAUGCUACGACUAGCCUGACGGCCGUCUGGAUCGAAUGACCUAACAUUGUUCAUAAGGGCCAGUAGAUGGUCUAGUUGACUGAUCAGUAACUUGCCACAGGCAACGAUUGGAUGCAUUCAGCACAUAUUAGUAUUAUAUUGUUAUUUUAACAUGUUCACUUAUAUUGGUAAUAUGGAUUUACCUCUCAUAACCACCGUAGCUGGUCUAGGUGCUACCCUCAAGAUACAGAGAAAUCUCUUUAUCGUGUAUAAAGCAUGCAAUCUCUGUAUAUCAGGAGAUCGCUAGCAGGCAUCUUUAGGGAUUAAAACGGUUAAUUAGAGAGAGACUUGUUAAAAGGUUAUAUUAUAAAUUGUGCGAAAUGAGGCGUCUUCGCAGCCAACUAAGAUCUAUCAGUGUCGAAAUUUAAAAGGGCUAAGCGCAUGUCAUUUCCCAGAACCCUCUCUGUGGCAGCAGUGCAUACCCGGUGGCAUACAGAAAGCAGGCUUUCAAAUGCAUAUUGUGUCUCUCAUGAACACAGUGAGACUAAUUUAGCAGCAUGUGUUUGGUGACACUGGUACAUUGUAUAAUCAGACGCUGCAAUGGAGCAGGCGAGAAUGAAAUAUUUUGUACGGAGACAUUUAUUUAUACUGCUUUUUCUAUCUUUUUAUAUAUAUAUAUAAAAAAAUGAUUUUACCAUAAGAGUGUAAACGUUUAUGCAGAUGGCUGCAAAGAUUUCACGAACAUUUUGUAUGUUGAGUCGUUGUAGCAGCAUUAUUAUUAUUUUUUUCGUAUUAUUAUUUUUAUCUUUUUUUUUUUUUAAAGAAGCCAUAAUCAUUCACCCCUUGUUUAUAAAACAAUAUAGAGACUUUUUAGAGGGACAUAUUAGACGCCUAAACUGCAGCCAUGCAUUGAUCAGCAUAAUGCAAAAAUAAAUCUUUUUUUCAUGUUUUAGCUUGUUUUAAUUUUUAUAUUGCAUUUUGUUGGAUGCAUAGUUGCAUGAAACAAAUCUAUAAGGAUUCUGCUUGUGGUCACCUUUUCUAACAAAAAAUAAUUAGAUUGUGCCGACUUCUAUCCAUUAUAUAUAUAUGUAUAUAUAUAUAUAUAUAUAUAAAAA
Molecule: messenger RNA, 2700 nt
Organism: Pelobates fuscus (common spadefoot toad)
Lineage: Eukaryota; Metazoa; Chordata; Amphibia; Anura; Pelobatidae
Gene: ZDHHC20
Product: zinc finger DHHC-type palmitoyltransferase 20
Exons: 13
Coding region: 85-1173 (362 amino acids)
Molecular function (GO): palmitoyltransferase activity
Source: RefSeq, a predicted model, not a curated record